AAUCUCUUACAUUUUUCUUUUAACAUGGUUCUCCAUUUCUACAGUUAUUUUUCUAUGAUAUACUGUUCAAUUCUGGUUUUCCGCAUGUGCUACACUAAAAGAGAAAAUUCACUUUAACUUUAUUGAUAUUUUGGAAUGAAUAGUAAGAUAUAUGAAGUUUUGAUUUAGGUAGAGGGAUUACAAUGUUUGUUGUUUAAUUUGUUUUCAAUUUAUUCAGUAUGGCUGUUGCUGCUGUUGUUCAUUCAAUAAUGUUUGUCUUCAUUGUUCAUUGUUUUGGCAGACUUAGAUUACAAAUGAUCAUCAAUCUCUCUUCCUAUUCAGUUUCUGCAACAUAUUUUUCGACACCUCAUUUUCAAUUUUUUUUCUGUAUGCAAUAGAAUAAACUUCAUUAUUAUUAAAACAUGCUAUUUUUAAACAUCUGCUUUAUUCAAUUUAUCAACAGCCAAUCAGCAUCUUCGUAUAGACAGAUGGAGUUCUCCGAAGGGGGCUGAAACUUUUUUGUAACCUUAAUUGAGUUCAGUUUUCGGUUUCAAUUUACGUUUGUGUCCGAUCCACUCUAUCGUUCCGUACACCUUAGACACCAUAACCACAACUGUAUAUAUUUCUGGUGCUUAAAACGAAUUACCAUCAAUACGAACGUCUCUUCGUCGUCGCGGUACUGAUUUUCGGUUACGCAAUGCGAAAACAAAUUUCGCUAGGAUUGCUGAACAAACAAUCGAACAAACUUUCCGGCGCUGACCUUUUCCCCCUAAGUUUGGACAUUUAUUUACUUGUGUUGCUGUACAAGCCAUCAAAUCCUAUAUAAUUGAAGAUAAUAACAAUAUACUGCUUUUCUCGAAGUCAACCUGUUGGAACUUUUGGAUAUGUACGGUAAAGACGCCAAUGUUGACAAUAAACUAUGUUUAAGAAAAAUAGCUUAACCAUACAGACAUCGACUACAGAAGCUGGUACGUUGUCAGAAAAUACCUGAUUGGAGUCAACGUCCUUUUCGGCGAAAAGCAUCAUGCAGAAGCACGUAGUGGCUGGAGGCUUUCAGUAGAGGAUCAUUUAGGUUGGCGAGCGUCUUACCGUGCCAUCAAUUAGCUGACAAUGAUUAAUCCCUAAUCUGUGAAUAAAUUUUACUGACCGCCCACAACGUUGCAUUGAGAAACUGAACCGUCGUGAGCUGAUAGUAGUGAUAGUAGUAAUAUAAUAUAAUGGAACCCGGCAAUAAAAAGGUUCAUCACCUCCGGAUCUUGCUGUUUCUGGUGGCUAGGAUGUCCUGCCUGCCGAUGUCAAUUGGAGCAUCGUUAAGCCUCCUCCGGCAACCUCAUGCUGCCACUUGUGAUUGCUUGUAUAGUUCAGCACAAAGUAAUAGUAAUAAUAAUAAUAUAAAUAACAGCUGGACUAUAGCUAACAGGAAAACUGAAACGGCCGGGUUUGCUAGCCGGCAGUAUGAGGUGCAUAUAGGAUUCCUCGCAGGAUAUGUUCAUUCGAAGGUUAUAUUGGGCGCCUUACUACUGGCCAUCGAAAAUAUCAAUAACGACACCACGCUGCUUCCCGGUAAAACGAUUAAGCUAAAGCCGGUCGAUAUAGGAGCGCAGAAAUCUCUAAAAGCUUAUCCCAUCCGGAAAAUGACGGAAAUGAGAGACGAAGGAAUCGUAGCUUUUAUUGGUCCGGACGAAACUUGCACUACGGAAGCGUUGGUAGCAGCUGCCUGGAACAUUCCAAUGAUUUCAUAUAAAUGCGCCGAUGCUGCUGUCACAGACAAAACUGUAUACAGCAGCUUCGCCAGAACUCUGCCACCGGCGACAAAAGUGUCCAAAAGUGUCGUUUCGUUGCUGCUGGCGAAUAAUUGGCACUGUUUCACUAUAGUAGCUGGAAAACAUCCUGCCUGGAGUAUGGAAAUCGCGCACGCCGUAAAGACACAGGCGGAGACUUAUAAUCUAACUGUCAAUCAUUACCGGGAGUACUCUGAUUAUAUUCCAUCGAAAAUUUACAAAUUGCAGAAUAUAGUGGAUGAAACCUACCAAACAACUAGAAUUUACAUUUUUGUUGGAGAAUACAUCGAAAUGGUAGACUUCGUGCGAUGCUUGCAGAACAGAAACCUGCUGGAUAGUGGUGAUUACCUUGUGAUAUCGAUUGAUGACGAAAUUUACGAUUCGAGCACCAAACGGAACAUAUAUCAAGAGUAUUCUGACUUCUAUCAAAAGUACAUUGGCAAUUCGAAGGAAAAGUUUCCGAAUCGUAAACGAUACAGCUAUAAAGACAUCCAGGAGCGGCUGCAGGAGGCGUUUCUGUCAGUUUUACGGAUAUCACCGUUAUUUCCACUAAACCCGCAAUACAAGAAAUUGUGUCAUCAAAUAAAAUGGUACGCAAGACAGGAGCCCUUUCAUGUGCCGCUUCCAGCGAAUCCCAAAAUAUUCCAAGAAAUUCAGGUACCGAUACAUGCUGCCCACUUGUACGAUGCAGUGCUAAUCUAUGCUAGGGCCGCAACAGAGGUGCUCCAGCGCGGUGGUGACCUUCGAGACGGUAGACAGAUUAUGCGCCAUAUAUUCAACCGUUCGUAUCAUUCGAUACAAGGAUUCGAUGUCUACAUCGAUGCAAACGGGGAUGCGGAAGGCAAUUUUUCAGUCAUCGCCCUGCAGAAAGAUGAGAAAGUCAACAACUCACUCAACAAGUCCAUGCAGCCGGUGGGAAUGUUCGUGUACAGCAGCAACAGUACCAAUUUGCCCGAGUUUAAAUAUUUGAGCUCAUCGAGACCGAUCAUGUGGGUGAAGGGACGACCACCACUGGCGGAGCCACCCUGUGGGUUUCAUAACGAGAAAUGUCGUCCGAAGACACGCGAUUGGCGAUAUAUCACAGGAAUGACGGUGGCUGGCCUGUUCAUCACCGUUCUGGUCGUCAUUCUUUUCAAACAUUAUCGUUACGAGCAGACCUUGGCAUGUCUUUUAUGGAAGGUGGAAAUGAAAGAUGUUACUAUUAUUAAUUCGCCGGAUGCAUUAUACUGCAAUGAAUCGAAGAAGAAAUUGACGCAGGUCUGCAGGCCGAGUAUAAUUACGGCGGGAGGAGAUGCAACAAAACGUGCAUUUACUAACAUUGGCCUAUAUCGUGGAAACAUAGUGGCGAUUAAAUAUUUACACAAACGAUCGGUGGACAUCACCCGGACCAUCAGAAAAGAACUGAAACAGAUGCGAGAGUUACGUCAUGAGAACUUAAUUACAUUUAUUGGUGCUUCCGUGGAUACUGGGGCCGUAGCUCUACUGACAAGUUAUUGUGCUCGAGGCAGUCUUCAGGAUGUUCUGGGUAAUGAGGACUUAUCACUGGAUCAUAUGUUCGUUUCAUCACUGGUUAGUGACAUCAUGAGGGGACUGAUAUAUCUGCAUGACAGCGAUGUUAUUUCGCAUGGGAAUCUGAGAUCUAGUAAGAUACUAAUCGACUCACGGUGGGUUGCGCAGAUUUCUGACUUUGGACUGCACGAAUUCAAAUCUUCUCAGGAGGAACCAAAUAAGUUCGAUAAAGAGUUGCAUCGAAGUCUUUGGAAAUCUCCGGAGAUACUUCGCAACCCCAGCACUCCUUCAAAAGGAACACAGAAGGGGGACGUUUAUUCGUUUGGAAUAAUCCUCUACGAAAUCAUGGGACGCAAGGGUCCUUGGGGAGAUAUACAGCUGAGUAAUCAAGAGAUCAUUGCGAGAGUGAUUUCUCCCCAGAAUUACGGGAUAUUCAGACCUCCACUCCGAAUACUAGAUGUUCCAGACUAUGUGAUCCAGUGUUUACAUGCAUGCUGGGAAGAGGAUCCCGAUGAAAGACCCGAUAUUAGAUUGGUGAGAGUCAAAUUGAAACCAAUGCAGGCUGGAUUGAAACCUAAUAUCUUUGAUAAUAUGUUGGCUAUUAUGGAGAAGUAUGCUUACAACCUUGAAGGUAUUGUUCAGGAACGUACCAACCAACUUACAGAAGAGAAAAAGAAAACCGAAUCUUUACUUUUACGAAUGUUACCAAGGAGCGUAGCCGAGUCAUUGAUGCGUGGGGAACGUGUCGAAGCGGAAUGCUUUGACUGUGUGACAAUUUUCUUCAGCGAUUUGGUUGGUUUCACCGAGCUCUGCGCUCAGAGCACUCCAUUUGAAGUUGUGGAAAUGUUGAACGAUCUUUACACAUGUUGCGAUUUCAUAAUCUCGAGUUACGACGUGUACAAGGUGGAAACCAUAGGCGAUGCUUAUAUGGUCGUUUCUGGUUUACCAAUUCGGAAUGGAGAUCGUCAUGCCGGAGAAAUUGCAUCCCUGGCUUUGCAUUUACUGAAGUCCUUAUCUAAUCUGGAAAUUCGUCACCGCCCAGGUGAAUAUGUUCAGAUUCGAAUAGGAAUACACUCCGGGCAGUGCGUUGCUGGAGUGGUCGGACUGAAGAUGCCCAGAUAUUGUCUGUUUGGAGAUACCGUAAACACGGCUUCACGAAUGGAGAGUUCCGGUGAAUCGUUGAAGAUACAUACCUCAUCGGUGACGUAUAACCUGUUGAAAAAAAUGGGCGGUUACAAGUUCGAGGAACGUGGUCUUAUUAAAGUGAAGGGUAAAGGAGACAUGAGAACAUAUUGGUUGAUCGGAGAAGAUGAUCAAAAGAAGAUGGAUAGAUUCGGUUCCAAUGAUGCGGUUACAAAUCUCUCGUUAUCAUUUGUACCGGACUUGAUCCAAACUCCUAGACAGUCGCAAACUAAUUUAGCAGAUUCAAUUCGGCAACUUAUCAGAGUUGAGUCUGCUGCAAUAUAUGCACCGCACCACAGCUGCAGUAAUCAGGAACUUCCUGCACUUAACGCUCCGUCCAAUUUGGGCUGUUAUAUAUGCCAUAAACGUAAAUCCAACCAACGACCUCCAGUUAUUUACGCCGUAUCGCAAAAUUUUUGCUCUAAUAGAGUUACAGCAGAGAACAUUACAGAUUGUAAUAUGGAUUUAGAUACUGUUUGCACUUGUCGAAAACAGCACUGCUUGCUUGAAUAUUACAACGAUAGCCUAAUGACAGUGCGAACUAUUCGAGAACCGAGAUCGGCACCUCAGAUUACGUUUAUGCAGUGAACAGCAGAUUUCUUGUAGAAAUAACCGACAACCUGAUUCAACCGAACGGUUUCAAUUAUGUACCAUAAAUAAUUUUUAAUGUUAUUAUAUGAUGUUAA
Wyeomyia smithii (pitcher-plant mosquito) is the source of this 5137-nucleotide messenger RNA. It is a transcript of the gene Gyc32E, whose product is annotated as guanylate cyclase 32E. The coding region runs from base 1197 to 5039 and encodes 1280 amino acids. The record is from RefSeq and is a predicted model, not a curated record. The transcript is spliced from 19 exons. Lineage: Eukaryota; Metazoa; Arthropoda; Insecta; Diptera; Culicidae. Gene Ontology annotation, molecular function: ATP binding; guanylate cyclase activity; peptide receptor activity. Gene Ontology annotation, biological process: cGMP biosynthetic process; intracellular signal transduction; protein phosphorylation.